ACUAUAGAUUUACUCGAAUACAAAAUUCGUCGCAACUGUGAAAAUAAAUUUCAUAAACGACUCGUUUCUAGUUUUGUUUUAUACUUUGUAAAAUUAUAAAUACAAAAGUAGAUUUCAAUAUUCAACAUGAAACUAACAAUUUCUGCAAUUUGUUUUAUUUUGUGUGUUAUUAUUAAUAAUUAUGAAUUGGUUUCUGCUGUUAGUGAUAGUUAUGAGAUUUAUGGUUUAAAAGAUAAAUGCGUAACUGGGGAAAAAAAAUCAUUGCUUUCAAAUGAAAUUAAAUAUUAUAAAUGUAAAGAUGGAUUUAGAAGAUUUUACAAUUUAGAAGAAGCAAGAAAGAUAUGUAUUAAAAUGAAUGAUGAUGGUUGGUUUGAUUGUUCUAAAUAUGAUCCUGAAGUUGGUUUAAAAAAAAUGGAAGAUAUUGAAGCGGAAUGUAUAGUGAAAAAAAGACGAAAGUUAUAUAUAUGUUAUGGAAGGGGCUUUGAAACAUAUACUAGCAAGAUGGAUGCACAAGAGAAAUGUAUUAAAAAAGGGGAUGAUGGUCUUUACUACUGCAACAUGCUAACAAAAAAUAAGUUAUUUAAACAACUAAGCGAAAUAAUUUAGAAAUGUGACAAGUCAUAAACAAUUCGACAGAAUGGCAAAAUAUCUUAACAGUUUUUGACAAAAAUACAGCUUCUAUCCCUAAGGCACAAAUAUGGCGUUUUUAGAUACCUGACGUCCGGGUUAAAAAAAUGACUAUGAUAAUAAAACUAAAAAAAAAAAAUAUAUUUGUUAUAGCAAUCUGAAAAAAUGUUUGUUAAUUGGAAUUUAAAUAAAAUGAUUCAA
This is a messenger RNA of Leptopilina boulardi, 828 nucleotides long. RefSeq lists its product as uncharacterized. The transcript has 5 exons. NCBI's taxonomy places the organism in Eukaryota, Metazoa, Arthropoda, Insecta, Hymenoptera, Figitidae. The record is from RefSeq and is a predicted model, not a curated record. The coding region runs from base 127 to 606 and encodes 159 amino acids.